Messenger RNA from Entrophospora sp. SA101, 264 nucleotides. Lineage: Eukaryota; Fungi; Glomeromycota; Glomeromycetes; Entrophosporales; Entrophosporaceae. The record is from the annotation of a GenBank genome assembly.
AUGAAAGGUACACCUAGUGAACCGCAGCACGCACUCAAACUGGUAUGGGCAGGCACCAAGAUCAAGGCUUUAAAUGUGUUAGAAGAUGUGGAAUUAAGGAAUGGAAUCAAAGAAUAUUCAAAUUGGCCAACUAUCCCUCAGGUUUAUGUAAAAGCUGAAUUUGUUGGUGAUUGUGAUAUUGUAUUAAAUAUGCAUCAGUCAGGUGAAUUAGAAGAAUUGCUAGUAGAAAUAUGCAAGAUGAUGUCUCAUUUUAAGCGUACGUAA